This is a messenger RNA of Entrophospora sp. SA101, 471 nucleotides long. Lineage: Eukaryota; Fungi; Glomeromycota; Glomeromycetes; Entrophosporales; Entrophosporaceae. The record is from the annotation of a GenBank genome assembly.
AUGGAAGGUGAUUAUAAAUGGCUUCUUAACAUGAAAUGUCCCGUGCAUGGAUACUCGUGUCCUAGUGGCGGUGUCACUCAGAGUAUCGAAUCAGGUGUCUAUAUACUUGAUAACAAUAAAGCAGACAUUGAUAGAUUCAUUGAAAAUAUUUUCAGCAAUCUCGACUCUAAUGUCAGACAUUUACUUGAAUCAAGACUUAAAGAAAUAUCAUAUGCCAAAGGUGCAGCCUGGACAAAAGAUAAUGUCCGUACAAAUUCUGAGGUGGACGAUCACAUCUCUGGAACUUAUUAUGUGCUUUACUCUGAUGAAUCACCAGAUCAGCCAAAUAAACGUCGAAUUUUUACUACAGUAGUUCAAAAUACCAUAUCCGCUGGAUCUGGUCAUUAUUUUAGUGCAGAAAAUUUUAACGGAAAACACAUCGAGCAUGCGCUAAUGUAUUUACUCUACAAAGAUGUUAAAAAAAGCAGUUGA